Messenger RNA from Emiliania huxleyi CCMP1516, 576 nucleotides. RefSeq lists its product as hypothetical. Gene Ontology annotation, molecular function: protein binding. Lineage: Eukaryota; Haptophyta; Isochrysidales; Noelaerhabdaceae. The coding region runs from base 1 to 576 and encodes 191 amino acids. The record is from RefSeq and is a predicted model, not a curated record. The transcript has 2 exons.
AUGGCGUCCGCCGCCAGCAAGCGCGCCCGCACCGGCGAGGACGCCGAGGAGGGCGAGGAGCCCGUGCCGGUCGCGGGUGGCUUCGAGGCGCCCAUCUUUGGGCAGCGCGCUCCCGGCCAGGUCACCACGCUGGCGCUCGAGGGCGAGGACGGCCCUCUAUCGCUCAGUCGCGUUGGCGUCGCGAGCGACCACGCGGGCGCCUGGUACGUCGCGACCAAGGACUCGCUGCUGCACGUCCCGGCGGCCAGCCCAGACGGGAGCGCGCUGUUUGUGGCGGACCUCGGCAACCACAAGUCCGGCGAAUUGAGCGGCGAGGAUGGCGACGCGGAUGGCGUGGGCGACGCGGCACAGUUCAGCUACCCACGUGGCAUCGCCCUCAGCCAAGACGGCGGCGCGCUGUUUGUGGCGGACUUAGGCAACCACAAGAUCCGGCGGGUUGAGGUGGCGACUGGCGCGGUGACCACGCUCGCGGGCAGCGGCGAGGAUGGCGACGCGAAUGGCGUGGGUGACGCGGCGGAGUUCGACUACCCACGUGGCAUCGCCCUCAGCCAAGACGGCGGCGCGCUGUUCUUGUGA